This is a messenger RNA of Orcinus orca (killer whale), 4170 nucleotides long. RefSeq names its product IKAROS family zinc finger 1 (gene IKZF1). NCBI's taxonomy places the organism in Eukaryota, Metazoa, Chordata, Mammalia, Artiodactyla, Delphinidae. The coding region runs from base 150 to 1643 and encodes 497 amino acids. Gene Ontology annotation, molecular function: DNA-binding transcription factor activity; RNA polymerase II cis-regulatory region sequence-specific DNA binding. The record is from RefSeq and is a predicted model, not a curated record. The transcript has 8 exons. Gene Ontology annotation, biological process: regulation of transcription by RNA polymerase II.
CCCGCGGAGCGCAGCCGAGCCCGGGCGGGACGCUUGGCCACGGCGAGGGGGCCGAGCAGGCGAGCCCGGCUCCGAGGUUGCUCUUGGCGCCCGAGGAUCGGUCUUGGACUCCCAGAGUGCGACGCACACAUCCACAUCACCCGAGGACCAUGGAUGCUGAUGAGGGUCAAGACAUGUCCCAGGUUUCAGGGAAGGAAAGCCCCCCGGUGAGUGACACCCCGGACGAUGGCGAUGAACCCAUGCCUGUCCCUGAAGACCUUUCCACCACAUCUGGAGGCCAGCAGAGCUCCAAGGGUGACAGAGGACUGGUUGCUUAUGGGGUUGACGGCUUUAGGGAUUUUCAUGCAAUAAUUCCCAAUUCUUUCUCUCCUGGUAAUGUUAAAGUAGAGACUCAGAGUGAUGAAGAGAAUGGGCGUGCCUGUGAAGUGAAUGGGGAAGAGUGUGCGGAGGACUUACGGAUGCUCGAUGCCUCCGGAGAGAAAAUGAAUGGCUCCCACGGUGUCCAAGGCAGCAGAGCUUUGUCAGGAGCUGGGGGCAUUCGACUUCCUAACGGCAAACUAAAGUGUGAUGUCUGUGGGAUAAUUUGCAUCGGCCCCAAUGUGCUCACGGUGCACAAAAGAAGCCACACUGGAGAGCGGCCUUUCCAGUGCAACCAGUGCGGGGCCUCCUUCACGCAGAAAGGCAACCUGCUCCGGCACAUCAAGCUUCACUCGGGCGAGAAGCCCUUCAAGUGCCACCUCUGCAACUACGCAUGUCGCCGGCGGGACGCCCUCACCGGCCACCUGAGGACGCACUCCGUCAUUAAAGAAGAAACUAAUCACAGUGAAAUGGCAGAAGACCUGUGCAAGAUGGGAUCGGAGCGCUCGCUCGUGCUGGACAGACUAGCAAGUAACGUCGCCAAACGUAAGAGCUCUAUGCCUCAGAAAUUUGUUGGGGACAAGUGCCUGUCGGACCUGCCCUACGACGGCAGCGCCAGCUACGAGAAGGAGAACGAGAUGAUGCAGACGCACGUGAUGGACCAGGCCAUCAACAACGCCAUCAGCUACCUGGGGGCCGAGUCCCUGCGCCCCCUGGUGCAGACGCCCCCGGGCAGCUCCGACGUGGUCCCGGUGCUCAGCCCCAUGUACCACCUCCACAAGCCCCACGCCGAGGGCCCUGCGCGCUCCAACCACUCGGCCCAGGACGGCGCCGUGGAGAACCUGCUGCUGCUCUCCAAGGCCAAGUCCGCGUCCUCCGAGCGCGAGGCGUCGCCGAGCAACAGCUGCCAGGACUCCACGGACACCGAGAGCAACACGGAGGAGCAGCGGGGCAGCCUCAUCUACCUGACCAACCACUUCACCCCUCACGCGCGCAACGGCCUGUCCAUCAAGGAGGAGCACGCGGCCUACGACGUGCUGCGCGCCACCUCCGAGGGCCCCGCGGACGCGCUGCGCGUGAUCGGCACGAGCGGGGAGCCCCUCAAGGUGUACAGGUGCGAACACUGUCGCGUGCUCUUCCUGGACCACGUCAUGUACACCAUCCACAUGGGCUGCCACGGCUUCCGCGAUCCCUUCGAGUGCAACAUGUGCGGCUACCACAGCCAGGACCGCUACGAGUUCUCGUCCCACAUCACGCGGGGGGAGCACCGCUUCCACAUGAGCUAAAGCACCCCCCCACCCCCACCCGCGGACCGCGCCCCGCCCCCAGGAAGAGCAUCCAGGACCCGCGCCAGCCCCUGCGCGGGCAGCCGGGAUGGACCGACUGCUGUGCUUUGACCUUUAGGUCGUGUUUCGUUUUGUUCUGAGUUGGUUUGCUUUUGAAAACAAGAAGUUUUUCUUGUUAGAUGCAGGGUUCCAUUUGGAGCCCCCGAAAUGCUCUCUUACUAGACAAUUCUGUAGACCGCUGGCUGAAAUCCCCUCCCCUGUUGCUCCCUAGAAAUUGCUGUCCUCCAAAUGAUGGGUCAUGUUCGGAGAGAAUUUUAUACAAACGGGCGGAAGCCCGGGAAGGAAUGAGCCGGUUCCGUGCUAAGCAUGGGAUUCACGCCCCAGAUGGGGUUUCCGAGGUCCCAGGAGCCGUGUGCGCAGCCCCUGAGCUGCGGUCGUGAGCCGACCCUGGGGGUGAGUGCCCCUACAGCAGGGCCGGAAGCUGCGUGUGCAUCCAGGGAAGACAGGCCACAGGUUCUAAACAGAGAUAUGAUUCUAAGUCAAAUUCUGCACGUUGUUGGGGACGAGUGACCAUUGGGCAGAGGGAGCGAGGGGUUGCACAGCCUUUGGACUCAUUCUCGAUUUCCAGACCGUGAGGUUGCUCAGCCCACAGCUAAGCCUUCCCAGGCCUGUUGUCACGUGGGAUGAUCUCCUGUUCCCCUGGGGCACCUGGGACUACUGUCCUCUGCUCCGUCAUAUCAGUACUUUUAAGGGCCCUCCCCUCAAAACCUAUCACUACAUUUUUAACACCAGUCCUGAAAUUAGAACCUUAAUUCCUUUUGAAAUUUUCAGAUAAUAAAAUCCCCCAGAAACCAAAAUUUUAUUCUAAAUUCCACACUCAUUUCUUUGGUUCUGUCCUCCUUCCCUGCUGGGUUCUACCUAUGCCCAGAAGGCUAUUUUCCCUGCAGAAGGCCCAUCCUAGACCUCAGUUAAUGUUUUGUUUGCAGCCCCAGGCCUGGAUUUCUUACCGUCAGUACAUUUCUUACCCUGCUCGCUGUGUAUAUUAUUCUCAUUUUUAAAUCCGUAAAAGAAGGAUUCAGAAUGACCCUUCAUUUUUAGGUCAAGGAAGUUUGACAGGUGAAGUCCGGGAGACGCUUCUUACACACGGCACCUAUUUGUUUGAAACUAAACUUUCCAACCAUCUGAAACUCUCUCCUGUAAGGACAGAGCUGCACCCUGCAUCCACGUAGGCAGGACACACCCGUCUGACUCGGGACCAUCUCGUGACCAGAACUCGAAGUCCAACAGGACAGAGGCAGGUGGCCCCAGAGGUGCUCUCUGAAGCCCCACGAAGGUGUCCGUGGGUUCUCAUCCCAACCAGGAAGGUAAUUCUGUCAUUAAGGACAUUCAUCUCCACCAUCUAGCAGGAAGGUCAUACAGUUUCAAAUGUUUCCAGUAUUUGUCGUCACCAAAAAUGUCCAAGGUGACCAUGAAGAAACAGGAAAAAUUGUGCACAAGCACCUCUGCAUUUCAUCUAAAUCCAGAGUUCCUGGGCUCAGCUCUCUUGACAUCUGGGGCUGGAUACUCUGUUGCAGGGGAUUCCCCUGGGCAUCAUAGGCUAACAGCAUCCCUGGUCACUACCCGAUAGAUGCCAGUAAGACCCCGAGUUGACUACCAAAAAUGUUCCCUGGGAACAAGAGUUGCCCCUAGCGGAGAACACUGCUCUAAGCAAAUUCUGAACCAGUCAAGGGUCUGGAGGCCUUCCAAAGGGUCUGGAAGGGUCUAGAAGCCCUGCAAGAAUGUUUCCCGUCAGCAGGCUGGAGCCUGACUCCUGUUCCUUUGGAUUCAUUAUAAAUUCUAUCAAUGAAUUAUCCCUCUUCAGUCUUCAGAAACAUACCCUCUCAGGUGCAUUUGAGUUUUCUGGAAAAGAUGGCGUCCCAGCAUCCUUGAGGCAUGGGGUUCUUUGCUUACAGAACCGUUUGACAUUUUGAACCUGGAAAUAGACAAAGUUGUAAUAAUUUGGGCAGUGACACACUGAUGCACUGGGUGAAGGGGCAGAGGGAGGCUCUGGGCUGUGGACAGUGUUAGUUCCAUUUGCAGUUACAGAGAAAGACCCACCUCAUCCCCAAGAACAUACAUAUUCAAGGUGAGAGACUGCUUAGAUUUCCAGUUUGGAGGCCAAGUUCACCUGCCCUGUCCUUUCCCAGCCAGCUCCACAGGGUCCAUUGGCUGAACGGAGUUAUUUUUCCCUGUGACUUCAGACAGAGCUGGACCCACCACUGUAAAUAGUGGCUACAGGAGUUCUUUUCUCCAGGGCUUUCCCCUCCCUGUCUCUGCCUUUUAUAGCCAAUAUAACUGUUUAUUUACACACCUUUUGUUGUGGUUUUCUAUUGUAACACCAUUUUUCUUUCAAACUAUUGUAUUUAAAGUAAGUUUCAUAUAAUGUCAACAAGUAAUUAAAUUAUGUUUGAAAAGCGGCCAUGUUCUGUACCGAAAGCUGUUAACGUUUUCCUCCUAGCUGGUAAAAGUAGGAUUUUGCAUGAUCUCA